This is a messenger RNA of Trichoderma aggressivum f. europaeum, 309 nucleotides long. RefSeq lists its product as uncharacterized. Lineage: Eukaryota; Fungi; Ascomycota; Sordariomycetes; Hypocreales; Hypocreaceae. The record is from RefSeq and is a predicted model, not a curated record. The coding region runs from base 1 to 309 and encodes 102 amino acids. The transcript is spliced from 2 exons.
AUGCGCAAAAGUUCGAAUCAAAGCGACAAAUCGCCCCAAUCCCGCCCCUCCGCCUACGUCGUUUUCACGCCCGCAGCGGCUCCUCCGCAUCGGCAAGAUGAUUACGAAAUUCAUGACCGAGGUCACGGCCAAAUUCAAUCCCUUCUCGACCUGCGCCAAGCCCGCCCGCCUGUUCCUGACCUUUCUCCCGCCAAACAGGACGGCAAGGAGAUGGACUUCAACUGCUCCAAAAUCAACAUCAAGGGCUUGGUCGAGGAAGUUGAUCGUCACUCGCGCCAAUUGCAAAAAGCAGCUGAUCUGUCCGAAUAA